Molecule: messenger RNA, 1439 nt
Organism: Microplitis demolitor
Lineage: Eukaryota; Metazoa; Arthropoda; Insecta; Hymenoptera; Braconidae
Product: larval/pupal cuticle protein H1C
Exons: 4
Coding region: 87-1172 (361 amino acids)
Source: RefSeq, a predicted model, not a curated record
GAAAGAAGCAUCAUACAGUCACCGACUGAGUCGAAGAACAUUUAACUCUUUACUUUAAAGUAAUACUAAAAAAAAAGUUAUCAGCCAUGCUGAAGUUUGUAGUGUUGAUUGCAUUCGUUGCUUGUGUGUCUGCUGCACCUCAACCUGGUCAUCUUGUUGCUGCAGCUCCUGUAGUUGCUGUACACUCUGUUCCAGUGAGCUACUCGAGUUCCAACAGCUACCGUGCACCAGUAACCAAGGCAGUCGUUCCAGUCGUUCCUGCUGCACCAUUAGUAAAGGCAGUUCCAGUUCUGCACGCAGCUCCAGUUAUCAAGGCUGCACCAAUAAUCGCACAUCCAGUUCAUAUUACUCAUGCAGCUGUUCCUGUCGCCCACACAGCUAUCAGUAUCAUUCGAUCUUCAUUCACGAAGUACGAACAAGUCUAUAAGCCAAUCAACAUGUACAAGUUCGCUGUACUUUUCGCCCUGGUCGCUUGUGUAGCCGCUGCACCAGAACCUAGUUCUGCAUUUGCGGCUCCUCUUGUGGCAGCUACACCUGUUGUUGCCGCUGCACCUGUUGUUGCUGCUGCACCGGCUGCCAGCAGCUACGCAAAUACCUACAAAGUAUCAUACAAGAGCCCAAUUCUUCCUGCACCAGCAGCUAUCGCCUACACUGCACCAAUUGCACACAUUCAUCAAGCACCAGCUGUCGCAUACGCCGCUCCUGUUGCACAUGUUGCUGCACCAGCUUACGCAGCGCAUCCAGCCCAUCUGACCUACCCGCAACCAGCAUUUGUCGCCAUCAGUCAGAAGGUUCUCGAGGCCGUAACAGACGUACUUAAAAAAUUAAUCAUGUUCAAGUUGUUCGUUGUUGCUGCUCUUGUUGCUGUGGCGGUUGCAGAAUACCCUCAUACUGGUGGCCAUUACCUAGCCGCAUCUCAACCAGUUUAUAGUAUACACGAAAAAACAAUUGAAUCUCAUGGAAAUUCAGUUGUACACCCCAGUGCGCCCGUAGUUCACACUGUUCCUGUUGUACCUGUUGUCCCUUAUGUUGAACAUAAAAAUUUGUACUACAAAUCAGUACCAACUCAUGUUGUUUCUGAAAAAACUGUUUCAAAUCAUGGCCACAGCAUUGUACACAACGCACAACCCGUGAUUUCAUCUGUAUAUGUUGCCCCAACUCAUUACGUUUAAAAUCAAAAGUUUAAUAAUUUAAAAAACUUUUUUAUUAUUUUUAACAUGAUAAUUUUUGUAGUUUUAUUAAGAGUCUAAAGAAGUCUUAUUAAUUUGCAAAUUUAUCAUGUUAUUAUAAUUUUUAAUUGACAGUCUCAUGAGCCUCUGAGAGGUCGUAAAUUUUUACUUUGCGUUUGUUUGAACCUGAUGACACAUUUUAUAUUUUAUAAAUGUUUAUUUUUGUUUUCAAUGGAAUAAAAAUUGUUUUUCACUUCAAUAAAAAAUGUU